This is a messenger RNA of Ascochyta rabiei, 1416 nucleotides long. RefSeq lists its product as uncharacterized. The transcript has a single exon. Gene Ontology annotation, biological process: transmembrane transport. Gene Ontology annotation, cellular component: ATP-binding cassette (ABC) transporter complex. The record is from RefSeq and is a predicted model, not a curated record. Bases 1 to 1416 code for a protein of 471 amino acids. Lineage: Eukaryota; Fungi; Ascomycota; Dothideomycetes; Pleosporales; Didymellaceae.
AUGACACCAACCACUCUCCGCAUAGCUCUUGAGAAUGUCGACUUCCGGUUGCCAACGCAAGUAACCGACGAUAACAGCGUGACAGCACUCAAAAGCCUUGUUCUCGAACCGUUGCUCCGAUGGCAGCCAGGUGGCUCUGUAAAAGCAGGACUCUUCGACAAGUGGUCUCACUCUCCAGACGGCACAACAUGGCACUUCAUCACUCGCGACGGUGCAGUCUUCCACGACGGAACAGUAUGCACCGCCCAGCACAUCGUGUCCUACAUCGAGGGGCUCCUCAACUCUAGAGACUAUUUCGAUAUGCCUUGGAGCUACAGUCGGUAUUUUGCUCGGACUGAGAUAGUGGCGGAGGACGACCGUACAGUACGCAUUACAUCUCCAGAGCCUUUCGCCGAUGUCUUGGACAUACUCUGCGAGUUUUGGCCAGUCCGAUUCGCAGCAGAUGGCAAGCCCGUGCUGGGAACCGGGCCAUAUGAGGUAGUUGAAUUCGAGCGCGAGAACGGGAUCGGGAAAGCUACCCUUCAACGUGUGAAUCCAAGCCGGCACGGGGGCCCCCACAUCAUUAUGGCGACGCAUGAGCCAGAUGGGCGGAAGAGGCUGCAGCUUCUCAAGGACGGGGAUGUCGAUGUUGCUCUCAAUCUUGAGCGCGCAGAUGAUGUCAAAUCUAUCGACUUCGAUUCGGCGCUUCAGUGGGGAAGAAGGACGAGCACACUCUCAGCCAUGUUCUACCUGAACUGCACACAGGGCAUAUUCCAAUCGAGCGACGCCCGUCGAGCUGUCAACCUCGCCAUCGACAACGAAGCAUUAGUCGACAAAGUCUACCGCGGCCUAGCAGUCCCCUCGGCCACGAUAGUAAGCCCCUUCCACCUAGGAUCCGCAGAAGCAAACCUGAGCCCGAUUCCCUUCGAUCCGGACACUGCACGCAAACUGCUGAAGCCCCUAGACACCAGCAAACCAAUCAUACUGCGCACACCUACCUACAUGCCGGAACACGCCGAAAACAUCGCACGCUUUGUCCGCACCUCACUGCAAGCCGUCGGCCUCCAGGUCGAAAUCCAAGUCGAGACAAACCGUCCUGAGUACGCGCGAUCCAUUGGCCUGCGCAAGCAGAUAGGUGACCUGGCACUGUUCGACUCGACGCCGAACAGCACGUUUCGCGUCCUGGACGACAAGAUAUCCAGCGCGAGCCGCAAUACGUGGUGGUUGGGGUAUCACGACGACGAGGUUCAAAAGCUGAUUCACGACGCGAGGAGUGAGGUGGAGGGUGAGGGGAGGAGGGUUGCGUAUGCGAAGUGCUUGAAGCGGGUGCAGGAUAACCCGCCCUGGUUGUACGUGGCGCAUCCAGAUGUUGUGUGGGCUUCAAAGCAUGGUGUCGCGAUCAGUAUUGGGCGCUCUGGUGUGCUGAGUCUGGAGUAG